GCUUCUCUCUUUCUCUCUCUCUCUCUCUCUCGCUGCUGCUUCUCCUACGACUAAAACGUAAUCCUCCAUCCCCGACAGAUCUACCCUUGCCCUAUUUCCGUUUAGAUAUAGGGCUUCGAAAAGCUCACAAUUACCCCACCGGCACGAUAGAAUUAGCGGAAACCCUCACGAGAUUUCCGUCUUCCUGAGGAGAUUUUGAUUGGCGGCCGGUGCUUCCCGCUGCCCCCUUCGCGUGCCAUGGCAUCGGCGCCUCCGCCGGGAGGCGGCAAGGUCUACACCCGUAAAUCCCUCAACAAGGCCGCCAAGCCCGCCUUCCACCCCCGCCCCCCUCCGCCGCCUCACGAUGACCUCGACUCACCCCGCCGCCACCCCCCGCCUCACCCCGUCGCCUCCGACGACGCUUCCUCCGGCCCCAACCGACCCUCCGCUCGCCCGCCGCUCGCCAACGGCCGCGGCUCCCUUGGCCGGAGCGUCGCCUCCCGGUCGCGGAAGGAGGCGCGGGAGCUGCGGCGGAAGCUCGCCGCCGAGCUCGACCAGGUCCGUGCCCUCUCCAAGCGGCUUGAGGCCCAUGAACUUCAGCUAGCCUCGGCCGCCGGGUACACCCGCUCCCAGCUCUCUGUUACGGACCCCAACACCCCCGGAUCUGGGAGGAGGGCGCCCGAGGUGGCGGCGACCGCCGGACCCCUCCGCCGCCAGCUCAGUGUAUCCGUCGCUGCCUCCGAGAAUAACCCGGGUGAGGGCGCGGAGAAGGAUAAGCGGACGCCCAAGGCGAACCAGUAUUACAGGAAUUCUGACUUCGUACUUGGGAAGGAGAAAUCUGCCCCGAACGACCAGCAUAGCCACAAGAAAUCGAAAGCCAUUGGUGGAAAGAAGCCAUCUUCGGACUUGCCGAAUGCUGGCAGUGAAGGGCUGGUGGAUAAGAAACUCUAUGCGCAGGCAUUCAAGAGUUGCAGCACGCUUCUCUCGAGGUUGAUGAAGCACAAGCAUGGAUGGGUGUUCAAUGUGCCGGUUGACGUGAAGGCCCUAGGUUUGCAUGACUAUUAUAGCAUCAUCAAGUGCCCGAUGGACCUUGGCACCGUGAAGUCUCGGCUUGCCGAUGACUGCUACAAUUCACCUCAUGAGUUUGCGGAGGACGUGAGACUGACGUUCUGGAAUGCAAUGACUUACAACCUCAAGGGGCAGGACGUGCAUGCCAUGGCCGAUCAGUUACUCCAAAUAUUCGAGGAGCGGUGGCUUGCCAUAGAAGCUGAGUUUGCACACCUUCCUCGUCCACCAAUAACCAAGAAGCCUCCGCCACUCGACUUGAGGAUGUUGGAGAGGUCUGAUUCCACUGUACAUCCUGUGGCAGCCGAACCAAUAACGAAGCAAGUGAAUCAUUCCACACACAUUGGAAGAGUUCCAGCUCCCAAGAAGCCGAAGGCUAAGGAUCCGAACAAGAGGGAUAUGACAUUUGAGGAGAAGCAGAAACUGAGCAACAGCCUGCAGAACCUGCCCCCGGAAAAGCUGGAGAGCAUUGUGCAGAUUAUUAAGAAGCGGAAUUCGUCUCUGAGCCAGCAUGAUGAUGAAAUUGAAGUGGACAUAGACAGUGUGGACGUGGAGACUCUCUGGGAACUUGACAGAUUCAUCACAAAUUACAAAAAGGCUUUGAGCAAGAACAAAAGGAAAGCCGAACUUGCCACUUCGGUAAGGCAAGCAGCUGGGCAUAAUGCACCAGAAGUGGUGCAUACAAUGACUCAGGAACCUGUUGAUGCCGACGAACCUGAGAAAAUGGUGGAUGAGAAGUAUGUGGCUUCUUCCUCACCAGUUGGAGGAGAAAAGGAAGGGGAAAAUGCAAUAAGAACUAGCAGCUCCAGCAGCGAUUCUGGUUCCUCAUCCAGUGAUUCUGACAGUGAAAGUUCCUCUGCCUAUGGCUCGGAUGCACCACUCUCACACUCACCUAGGACGUGAAUGAAUCAAGCAAGUAUAUGGAUCAUUUUAAAAUGGAGUUGCUUCUCGAAAAAAGAGUGCCACAGUCUUCCACACGAAACAAUCAAGGUGCUCUUUGUUCUGUUAUGACUUGUAGAAUUGUAAGCUAUAAGCUCCUGGCAGCAGUCAUUCGAAAGCCUGCACAAGCAAGGGUUCUGCCAUAUUCUGCUGAUGCAGCAUUGGAUUAUGUUGGUGUAAUCUAUAGGUACAAGGGAAGCUUUCGUUUCAAUUUGGUCACACACAGACACUGUGACUAAUAAUGUAUUUGUUGCUUCUCGGAGCUGUGCUUCACCAGUAACCUAUGGUGAUUCGGUGGUCGUGGCAUCGAGGAACUAUUUCGGUCUCGCAAAAAUCCGCAAGAUUUCCCUUUGAUUUGGAUAGUUUGAUGUAAAUAAUAUGCACACACGAAUCUCUGACUUAAUGCAGUCCAGCACUCAGAUACUGUUGCUCGCCGUAGUAGAGCUGGUAUUUCAUCAUCCUGCAGGGCUUCUGAUGUUAUUUUGUCAUUGUCGAUGCAAGCGAAAGCAGCUAAAACAGGAGUUCCCAUCAAGCAUGCCAGCUAUAUCAUUUGGACCAUCACUUCUCCGGUAGCAGUGAGCGAGAGACGCACACAAGCUACCGAGGACAUCGGUGAGGCCGUCCAAGGUAACAGUAGCACUGCACGGUUCUUUAAUGUUUGUGGGGGUUGAUCGAGUCUGUGGUCUCUAUUCCUGUUUCUUCAUUAUUAGUUGACCUGUGCAAGCUCACCUAGUGAUCAAGUAUUUUGCAUACAGAUUGCUGAUCUAUACCAUAUAGUCUGUUUCCAAAUAGUUAAAUAGUUGGAAUAA
This is a messenger RNA of Musa acuminata subsp. malaccensis (wild Malaysian banana), 2792 nucleotides long. RefSeq names its product transcription factor GTE4. Lineage: Eukaryota; Viridiplantae; Streptophyta; Magnoliopsida; Zingiberales; Musaceae. Gene Ontology annotation, molecular function: protein binding. The record is from RefSeq and is a predicted model, not a curated record.